AUUUGCUUGUAAAAGUAGUUAUGUUUGAAAUUAUGAGACGAGUGACAUUCUGUUUUGCUGUUUGUUGAUUCGGAAUACCGAUGCUGAUGUUUUCACCUUUUCAUUUGUACGACUCAUUAUUUUAAAAUAUUUUGUUUUGCGCAAGAUAGAUGGAGAAAGGCUUCCGAUGCGUCCAAGUUUACCACUUUCAUUUUUCCAUAAUAAUCGAGAAACAUUGCAGGUGUUCGCGAGUUCGAUAUUACUAGUGUAUAUUUUAAUGCUUGAGGGGAUAAGUAAUGUAACACCAAAAAUAAAUCACAUGGGUGCGAGUGCGCUAAAAACAACUUCGAAAAUGAGGUGACUUCAGCGAUAGAUAACACAAUAUGAAGCGAAGAAUUCGUUGGACUCGAAUUAGUGAAUAGUCAAGAAUAAUCAAAUUUGUCAGUCUGAAAUACGUGUUGGUGUUGAAGUGUGCGGCGCUCCAAUGAAAUCGCUGUUUGGUUGUAUAAGAUUGAGAGAAAAAUCUAAAAAUCACAAGGCUUCUAAAACACAUAAUCGUGGCGGCGUACAAUCAAGCUAGUCUUAGUACCUCGGGAUCCUGUAAUGCACGCAAAUGUGCAUACAGAUCGGGCCGGGGGUGGAUCUUGGCGGUUACCUCCAGAUGAAACCUUGCAGGUGGCGGAUCCGAAGCAAAAAGAAGAACAGGAUCUUUUCCCACCUGAAGGUCAUAAUUGGAGGAGUAUAGUGUUUUCUCUAUUAGUAAUCGGAUUUGUUAUAUCUGGGAUUGUUACAGCUAUAUAUCUUUUAGGCUACGUUGAUGAAUUGCUAUAUUGGUCUGGCAAGCGGAUGAAACUAGACGAUUUUCUUCAGAAGGAAAUAAUACCACAGAGGCUUCCUUCUAUGUGGAUAAAUAGUAAAAAAUUCGUCUUUCAAUCUGAUGAUGGAGGGCUCGCUGUACUAGACACUGCCACGAAUACUGUGUCAACAUUGGUAACAAACCAUACCAUACGCCAAAUUAACGUGAAAGGUUAUCAAUGUUCACACGACUUGCGAUAUGUACUGUUCAAGCAUAACGUGAAACAAGUUUACCGAAUAUCGUUCACUGCACUAUAUACUGUGUAUGAUGUCGCUAAUGAUCAUCAUAUGCCUAUAAGACUUAAAAGCUCUCCAAAACUGCAGACCGCUCGCUUGCAGUAUGUGUCUUGGAUUGGAAAUACUACCGCAAUAGCAAUAGUAGCCGCUAACGACAUAUAUAUAAGACAAUCACCAUCGGAUGAGGAGGAUCAUAGGCUAACAUUUACAGGAGAAGAAAAUACUAUAUACAACGGUGUACCUGAUUGGUUGUAUGAAGAGGAAAUUUUUACAUCAUUCGAAGCAAUGUGGUUUUCGCCAGAUGGAUCUCACAUAUUGUAUGCAACAUUUAACGAUUCACGCGUUGGGCAAAUGACGUAUCCGUGGUUUACAUCGACUACAACGUUAUCCGCUGGCAGAGAUGAUAAUAGAACACUUUUUCCUAUUUCUAAGCAAAUGCGAUAUCCUACGCCGGGUUCGAUUAACCCGGAUGUAACUUUAUGGGUUGUGGAUAUACGAAACCUUAGCAAUAUAGUAACUUCGGAAUUAAGUCGGCCAGCUGCAUUAGAAGGACAGGAUCACUAUUUUUUAUCCGCAAACUGGAUGAAAGCUCCUUAUAUGCAUAUAUCGACAGUCUGGAUAUCUCGACCUCAAAAUUUAUCUUUGGUGGCAUCUUGUCAAAGUCCACAUUGGCAAUGCGAAGAGCAUCAUUCCGAACGAGCACCCGAGAACGAAUGGCUGGAUAUAUUACCUCAUCCUGUUUUUGCUCCAGAUGGGGACAGCUUUCUAAUGAUGGCUAGUGUUCAGGAAACGGGAACUGAACAUUUUACUCAUAUAAAACAUGUAACAAUAACACAACAACGAAUAGCUGUGAUAUCGCACGGACGUUAUGAGGUUCUACGUAUACUGGCAUGGGAUACAUAUAAUCAUCUGGUCUAUUAUCUCGGAACGCAUGGUAAACGUCCUGGGCAGCAACAUCUAUACGUUGUGAAAGAUCCCGUUAACGAGGAACUAAAAAGGUCUGAGCCAACGUGUGUCACCUGCGAUCUGAGUGAAGUAUUGUGGAGUAGCCGAUAUUAUUAUAGUAAUUGUACACACUUCAACGCUUAUGUGAGCCCUCCAUCUUAUGCAGCUACGAAUUCAGGAAUUACUCAUUACAUUUUAGAAUGUAAAGGACCAGGAUUACCAUUAGCAGUGGUUCAUACUGCGCUAAAUCACCGGCUUGUACGCGUUUUGUAUGACACUAGGCCUGCAUUUACAAGGAAAUUACAAGAACUUGCGCUUCCAACCCAACGAUCCUUCGAGAUUCCAUUGCCGCAUGGGACACGUGCAGCUGUACAACUAUUGCUUCCACCCAGCUGGAGAGAAGAACUUCGAGAUGCGGCAUUUCCUGUGCUAGUUGAAGUUAACGGCAGACCUGGAUCUAUGGCAGUUUCAGACGAGUUCAAAAUCGAUUGGGGUACCUAUAUGGCAAGCCAUAAUGAUGUUGUCUAUAUAAGACUCGAUGUACGUGGAGCAAGAGGGCAAGGCAAAAAAGCUUUGUACCGACACAUUGGUGGAGUUGAAGUUCAAGAUCAAAUAGCAGCACUAAGGUACCUACUCGAGACUCUAAAUUUUUUAGAUGAGAACAGAGUUGGCGUAUGGGGAUGGGGCUACGGCGGGUACGUAACAGCCAUGAUCUUAGGGUCGCAGCAAAAUGUCUUCAAGUGUGGUAUAUCGGUAUCACCAAUAACAGACUGGUUAUAUUACAAUUCUGUGUUUACGGAAAGGAUUUUAGGCGCACCGGCCGAAAACUACAAAGCAUACGUUGAAGCAGAUGCUACACAACGAGGAAAACAGAUUCCUUCCAACUCUUAUCUUCUGAUGCAUGGAUUAGCAGAUGUAUCUGCGCCCUUUCAACAUGGAAUACAACUGGCAAGAGCACUGACUGCAUCAGGAACAAUUUUCGGAUAUCAAAGCUACGCCGAUGAAGGGCAUGAACUGAGUGGAGUUCUCGAGCAUGUCUAUCGUACAAUGGAAGAUUAUCUGAAAGGGUGCUUAUCGCUGGAUUCAGAUGAUGAAAAACCAAAGGAGGUGCACGUACCGAACGAGUAGUCGAACUGCGUUCUUCAUCAUCAUUUAAGCAUGUGCUGUGUAAUAUCAAUUUUUGAACUUGAUUUUAUUUUAGUAUGCGAUAUUUUUGUAAAAAUACUACUACAUAUCACACUGUGGAAACAUCGACAAAAAUGAAAAGACAGCGCAAUUAUAAAUGCAAUCAUGUUAAA
Ochlerotatus camptorhynchus is the source of this 3314-nucleotide messenger RNA. Its product is annotated as dipeptidyl peptidase 4. The transcript has 17 exons. Gene Ontology annotation, biological process: proteolysis. Lineage: Eukaryota; Metazoa; Arthropoda; Insecta; Diptera; Culicidae. The record is from RefSeq and is a predicted model, not a curated record. Gene Ontology annotation, molecular function: dipeptidyl-peptidase activity; serine-type peptidase activity. Bases 583 to 3144 code for a protein of 853 amino acids. Gene Ontology annotation, cellular component: plasma membrane.